AUGGAGGGGAACAUGGGCCUCACAGGCCCCGAUCUGACCUACGAUCUCGACUCCAGGAACUCAACCUUCUUCCGACAUCAGCCAUGGCCGAUGGACCAGAUUCCUACCCAACGCCAGGACCCGAGAAGAACGAUUUCUCCCAUCGAGACCAGCACUCAUGGUCUCCGACAAACAACCAUGGCCGAACAUCCCAUGAUGGGUACCUGGCGGUUCGAACAGCAACCACAAACCCUCGAUUUCCAGACCCAGCAGGCGGCAUUCAACAUGGCAUAUGACCCUCAGUUCCACAACCUCCAGUUACAUCCCUCACAGCUGGCCAUGAUACCUGUAUCCCAGCCUCCCAUCUCGUCCGGUCUUCCUCUGGAACCCUCAUAUCUCUCCAUGGAGCAGGGCAUCGAUGGCAUGCCUCAGAAUUGGCAAGACUUCCAGAGCGAGUUGAUAAACUACACCACGACAGAUUUUGGCCCGGCGGUGUCACCAUACCAGCAAUUGACGAGCUCGCCUACAGGAUCACACCUCGAGGUACUAUCACAGCCCAGCUCCUGUGACGAAAACACCUGGACCCUGGUUGAUCACCGAACCUCAUUCGAGUCCUACGAACCACAUUUCUUCGUCGACCCCAACCAGACUGUUCACAACCGAACACUAUCCGAGUCCUCAUACUCAGACCUCGAGACCCACGGAAAUAGUGCAUUCAUGUCCAACCUCGACAUCAGCCCUGGCCAAGCUGUCUAUUCGCCGACAAGCUUAUCAGAUAGUGACUAUGAAUGUUCCGGUCACGUCCACGGUCAUCGGCUGUCUAUCGACCUUGGCUCCGCGUCCAUGAGUGUGAACCCUUCGGCUCUCGUCAGGCCUAUCCCCAUUCCUCCCGCCAGAUCAUCAGCUCCCUCUAUCCGAUCCCCUAGCUCUCAAGGCUCUGCAGGAUCACCCGGUCGAAAAUCAUCGCGAAAAAGCCCUAUUGCUGCCAAGUCGACCGACAAGGUGAUGAAGAAGACCCCGCCAACAGGCAAGGUCGAAGGAGAGAAACGUGUAGGACGCAGAAAGGGUCCUCUCCGGCCGGAGCAGCGCAAGCAAGCCAGUGAGAUUCGGAAACUUCGAGCUUGCUUACGUUGCAAGUUCCUGAAAAAGACUUGUGACAAGGGUGAGCCAUGUGCAGGGUGUCAACCCUCUCAUGCCCGGUUGUGGCAAGUACCAUGUACUCGCAUCGACAUCAAGGAGAUCGGAUAUUUCUUGAAAGACUGGAAGUUCGACUACGAGAGACACAUCUCACUGGGCUUCUCGGUUGGGAAUAUCAAGGGAUUUUCCGACACUGAGGAGACCUUGUUCAUCACUCACGGAUAUGGCCACAUGCUGCCUGUCACUGCCCGCGAGGUUUACGUCCGGGAUGAUUCCUGUCUCAAGAUGGACUGGAUAGAAGCCAACAAUGCGGCGCCAGAAGGCUACGAGGUGUCUACCGCCAAACUGUCCGCUGGUAUGGAAGGAAUCUCGACCACUAUGCUGAGUGAUUACCUGGACCGACACAUCGAUGGCACCGGAACGUUUGAGAAGUUUGUUGACGACUACUUUGAGGGCACUCCAUUCCUCUCACAAAUGCUGAAGACGGCAUAUCGGUUUUAUUUCCGGACCGGAUCCAAGAUCAUCAAAAAGGCUUUGAAGCUAAUGCUUGCUUACAACCUGACACUCCACAUCACCAUGGUCGAAGGGGUGCCGGUGGAGAAAAACCUGGUCGGGAAAAUCUCGGAAGAGACGUCCAAGUUUUUCGGCAAGACCAUGGCUCCCGUGAUGAUCAACUUCCAGAUCAAGUGCGCGAUGGCCGACAUGUGGCGUGAACUUCACAAAGACGUACUCGAGGAACUGUCGAGCCUGUACUCGAGCGUGUACAGCGGAGACAAGCUUAAGAAUUGGCCGACCAUCUUCAUCCUUGCAUCUGUGUUGUUGGCAGUUUGGGAAUGCAUGCAGUUCGAUUGCCACUACCGCGUACCCGAUGCUGUUGCGGUGGACAAAUUCUGCAACGACAUGGAGACCACUCCUGUGGGCGUUGUCGUUGGGCUCUUCCAAGCGAUCUCGCAGAAGCUACCGUCCUUCCUCGAGUGGGACACAAGUAAGCACCAUACUUUGCUCGGCUCGAACGCCGAUGUAUGCAGCGCCAUGACUGAGGUGCGCGAACACGUUACGAGAUAUGAAAAUUACCUGCGCGGACGACCAAAUGCCAAGUUUGAACGCAAGGACUUUGAUUCCUUGUCGAAUAAGUUUUUGGCCAAAUUGGUCAUUCGAGCCAACUGA
Molecule: messenger RNA, 2283 nt
Organism: Exophiala aquamarina CBS 119918
Lineage: Eukaryota; Fungi; Ascomycota; Eurotiomycetes; Chaetothyriales; Herpotrichiellaceae
Exons: 2
Coding region: 1-2283 (760 amino acids)
Biological process (GO): regulation of DNA-templated transcription
Molecular function (GO): DNA-binding transcription factor activity, RNA polymerase II-specific; zinc ion binding
Source: RefSeq, a predicted model, not a curated record